UUUCCCUUUGGGUGCAAGAUAAUGACCACUGCAACGCUAAGGUUGAAAAGGGAAAAUCUAAUGUUAAUAUGCCCAAAAUGAAUUUCUCUUUCCAAGAAAGUUAUUCGUUUCCUGAAAGCCCUAAGCAAUAGAAGAGAAGGGAAGGAGGGAGAGAAGCAGAAUAGAAUAUAAAAAGGAAUGAACGGACUUUUUGUCCAUCUUAUAUCUGCGACGCCUUCUCCAUUGCUCUCCUUCAAUCGAUUCUCUUGUUUUCACUCUUCGUUUUCUCUCCCCAAAACUGACAGAUUUCUUUAGAGCAAAUUCUAGAAGACUUAUCUCAACGUCGAAGAUAGCAUCAGUUGCAGCCAUGGAUGAGAACCCUGGGAAUGUCAAGCAACAGCUAUCGAAACUAUUUGAAGCAUCACUUAAAGCAACAGUUCCUAAUGAGCUGGAGAUAGACAUAGAGCCGCUGGUUGCAGCUUGCACUGGAAAAUUUGGGGAUUAUCAAUGUAAUAAUGCUAUGGGCUUAUGGUCAAAGAUAAAAGGCAAAAAGACUGAGUUCAAGGGUCCUCCCUCGAUUGGACAGGCUCUCAUGAGAAAUCUUCCUGCAUGUGACAUGGUAGAAUCUUGCUCUGUUGCAGGACCUGGAUUUGUAAACGUUGUUUUGUCAAAAAAAUGGAUAGCCCAGAGGAUACAAAAUAUGCUUACAGAGGGUAUUGGGACAUGGGCACCAAGAUUGCACAUCAGUAGGGCAGUUGUUGACUUUUCUUCACCCAACAUUGCAAAGGAAAUGCAUGUAGGCCACUUGAGAUCUACUAUUAUUGGUGAUACUAUAGCUCGCAUGCUGGAGUUUUCAAAUGUUGAAGUUCUUCGGCGGAACCAUGUUGGUGAUUGGGGUACACAGUUCGGUAUGCUGAUUGAGUACCUUUUUGAGACCUAUCCAAAUUGGGAGGAUGAACCAGAAAGAGCUGUUGAAGAUCUACAGGCUUUCUACAAGAAAUCUAAAGAAAAAUUUGACAAGGAUUCAGACUUCAAGGUGAGGGCUCAACAAGCUGUGGUUCUCCUUCAGCGUGGAGAAGCUAGGUAUCGGGCAGCAUGGGAACAGAUCUGCGAGAUAAGCCGCAGGGAAUUUGAUCAGGUCUAUAUCCGCCUUGGAGUUCAUCUGGAGGAAAAGGGGGAAAGCUUUUAUAACCCAUAUAUUGCUGGAGUUCUGAACUUAUUGGCUGAGAAAGAUUUGAUUCAGGAUAGUGAGGGUGCUCGUGUGAUCUUCAUUGAUGGGAAGAAUAUACCUCUUAUUGUUGUGAAGAGUGAUGGGGGUUAUAACUAUGCUUCAACCGAUCUAACUGCUCUUUGGUAUCGCCUUAAUGAAGAGAAAGCUGAGUGGGUAAUAUAUGUCACUGAUGUUGGUCAACAACAGCACUUUGAAAUGGUAUUCAGUGCUGCCAGAAUGGCCUCUUGGCUUCCAUCUGAUGUUAAUUUGUAUCCCAAAGUCAACCAUGUGGGAUUUGGUCUUGUUCUUGGAGAUGAUGGAAAGCGCUUUCGGACCCGCAGUAGUGAAGUAGUUCGAUUGGUUGAUUUACUUGAUGAAGCCAAAAAUCGCAGCAUAGCAGCACUUGCUGAGCGUGGUAAAGCUACAGAGUGGACACAGGAGAAGAUUGAAGAAACUGCUGAAAGAAUAGGUUAUGGGGCUGUAAAGUAUGCUGACCUGAAAAACAACAGGCUGACCAAUUAUACAUUUAAUUUUGAUCAGAUGCUUAAUGAUAAGGGAAAUACCGCAGUUUACCUUUUGUAUGCAUAUGCUCGAAUAUGUUCGAUCAUCAGGAGAUCUGGUAAAGACAUAGAAGAUCUGAAGAGAACAGGAGCCAUUUCGCUAGAUCAUGCAGACGAGCGUGUGUUGGGCCUUCAUUUGCUCCUAUUUGCAGAGACUGUUGAGGAGGCUUGCACCAAUCUCCUGCCAAAUGUGUUGUGCGAGUACCUUUAUAACUUGUCAGAGAACUUCACAAAGUUUUAUUCAAAUUGUCAGGUUGUUGGAUCGGCUGAGGAAACAAGCAGAUUAUUGUUAUGUGAAGCAACAGCCAUCGUCAUGGGAAAAUGCUUCUUUCUACUUGGAAUUACGCCUGUCGAUCAAAUUUGAUCAACCUUACUAUCCCAUCAUUUAAGGUCUAAUUAUUCAAGGUCAAUUUGAAUUGUAGAAUAUGUAUGUGUACAUAAACUGAUUCUUGGUUUUUGAUUGGGACAGUUGAGGUUAUUCAUGGCGUAAAAUUUUGGUCAAGUAAUCAAGAACUUCUUUGGAUUUGAAAUUUCAAAAA
Messenger RNA from Macadamia integrifolia, 2288 nucleotides. RefSeq names its product arginine--tRNA ligase, chloroplastic/mitochondrial-like. Gene Ontology annotation, biological process: arginyl-tRNA aminoacylation. Gene Ontology annotation, molecular function: arginine-tRNA ligase activity; ATP binding. Lineage: Eukaryota; Viridiplantae; Streptophyta; Magnoliopsida; Proteales; Proteaceae. The transcript has 18 exons. Bases 347 to 2113 code for a protein of 588 amino acids. The record is from RefSeq and is a predicted model, not a curated record. Gene Ontology annotation, cellular component: cytoplasm.